GGAGGCCAGCAGCUUGAAAGCCGCGGAGAGCCAGUGGUGCUACAUCCGCCUCGCGGAGCCCGGCCGCCACUGUUCGUUGCCGCCCGCAACGCCUGAAUUAGACGUGCCGCCAGGGUUCGUCAUCCACUCGCUCGGGACAACUGUUUGGGCUACCUGUUUCCGUAUCUCUGUCAGCCGGAGCCCUGACAUUUAGAGCGACGUGCAGCGCCAAUCACUUGGCAUCGCGGUGCCACCGCCGUGAUAUUGCCGCAGGAGAGCUCAGGCGCUCAUCAUCUGCUUCUCCUUUAGAGCCCCCAUCCCGGAGCCGACGGGCCCAGGGUCGAGCUGGGUGUUUCUGUGUUUCUGCGCUUUUCUACGGAUCGGUGCCGUAUAUAAGCCGGGCGUAAUGCCGGAAGAAGGUGGGCAUUCCGGGCCAGAGGCUUCGGGUGCCACGUCGGAGAGCGAGAACGAGUACGACGACCACGAGCAGCUAGUCAAAGAAGAGGACGACAAGAUGGCGGAUCAACGUGCCACCUCGGAGGGCGCUGACGCCAGUGGUGAGCCCAGAAAGAAGUAUGACCCUAAAGACCCCUUGCGCCCUCGUAGGAAGAAAGCAAGACGGGCUUGCUUCGCCUGCCAGAGAGCUCACCUUACUUGCGGGGACGAGAGGCCGUGCCAACGAUGUAUCAAGCGCGGACUUAUGGACAGCUGCCAGGAUGGAGUCAGAAAGAAGGCCAAGUAUCUUCAUGAUGCGCCGCCUGAGGCUUUGAGGCCGGUUCUGGGUCCAAAUUAUAACCCCAACCCGACUCCAACGCGUCAGAAUGGCCAUCGAAACGCCAGUAUUCCGACAUCAGAGGGGUCCUCCACGGCGGGAACUUUCUUCUCACAGUCAACUGCUACUCAGUUUCCCCUCUUCUCGAGCGCCCAGACUCCGAUAGCGAAUAUAGCCGAGAAUCUCCCCUUCGGCAGUCAACCAUCGCCCGUGUCUCCCUCCUUCCCGACAUCAGGGAACCCGCAAUUAAGCGGGUUGACUGUGCCGCAGGCGUCUAGUCCCAUGGCAAAUUUCGGCGCCCUGCCGUUCGACCCUAGCGACCCCAAUAUCUUCAACUUCAAUCUCGAAGGGCUUAACUUUGGAAGUCAGUACGGGGCCAUGGAAUUUGGUAUGCUUGGACACAUGUCCUCGGGUGCUGCGGAGACGCCUCCUCAGGAUACCGCCAUGCCCGGGUCGGCGAGCGGCAAUCUCAACCUUGGGUCUGGAGUGUUUGGGAGCGGCGUGAACCAGUUCGAUCUCAUCGACGGCUUCCUCGGCAUCGACACAAACCACAACGGUGUCUAUUCGCAGGGUAACCUGCAACAUGGCCUCCCACAUGCGUAUGCAAUCGCCGCGGGCCCAACAAGCGUCCAAAGCCCCAGCACCGACACCAACAGCCCGCAGCCCACUACGCUUGGCUUUGACGGCUCUCCCACCAUGACCUCCUACUCGACGACGCCUGGCAUGGGAAACAAACCGGCCAACCAGACGCGGCCGAGCACCAGACAGGCAAAUGCUUUAGCGAAGCUCGGGCAGCAAUCCAUCUUCGCGAAACGGCAGCGGGACCCGUCGUCUAUCUACGACACCGUCAAAGAGCCUUUUGGCUAUGUUGCAAGUUUCCAUAAGCUCUUCAACCUCAUCCAGAGCCGGUUUACGCCAGCACACACAUCGCGCAUCGCAAAGUCCCUGGCCAGCAUUCGACCGUCCCUGUUAGCUUCCACGCGGAACCUGACCAGGCAAGACCUGGUAUUCAUGGAGAAGUACUUCCAGCGUUCCCUGUUCGAGUACGAGGAGUUCAUGCACCAUUGCGCAAGCCCUGCCCUGGCCUGCAGGCGGACGGGCGAGGUGGCGAGCGUCAACAAGGAGUUCACCGCCCUCACUGGCUGGACCAAAGAUGUGUUGCUGGGCAAGCAGCCCAAUCGCAACGUCAACCUCGGAGGCUCCGCUUCGUCUACCUCCAGUUCCAAGGGGCGGGUCGGCCUCACAACCCCACGUCUCAAGAGCCUCAACCCGGAUACUCUCGGGUCAUCGGACGGGCCGCAGCCGGUCUUCCUCGCCGAGAUCCUGGACCACGACAGCGUCGUCGAGUUCUACGAGGACUAUUCCCAGCUCGCCUUCAACGACAGCCGCGGCCACAAGACGCGCAAGUGCCGCAUCCUCAAGUACCGUGCGCCGGAUAAGGAGGAAGGCGCGAGUGAGGGAAGCGCCGAGGGGCACGCGCCGCAGAAAGACCCUCGCAAUAGCAUCCUGAGCAACCGCGUGGCCAAGAUCGACGGCGAGCACGGGAUAUCCAAGCUGGAGCGGGACGGCAAGCUCGAGUGCAGCUACACGUGGACUAUUAAGCGUGACAUGUUUGACAUGCCUAUGCUGUUCAUUAUAAACUUCCUUCCAUGUUAUUAUCGGAAUCACAACCAAUUAGCUGUGUGAUUGGAGCAUCGAUGCAUUUGGGAUGGGAAAAGAAAAGGAAACGGAAAAUGGGAUAUUGAAGGGCUGCUUAGGGGUUGUCAAGCAAAGCUUUGGAUUCGGGAUACCCUAUAUUUCUGGGGAGAGUUUGGCUCUACGUAGCGUCAGGAUGGAGGAGC
Molecule: messenger RNA, 2592 nt
Organism: Chaetomium strumarium
Lineage: Eukaryota; Fungi; Ascomycota; Sordariomycetes; Sordariales; Chaetomiaceae
Exons: 3
Coding region: 386-2437 (683 amino acids)
Biological process (GO): cellular response to starvation; regulation of DNA-templated transcription
Cellular component (GO): nucleus
Molecular function (GO): RNA polymerase II transcription regulatory region sequence-specific DNA binding; DNA-binding transcription factor activity, RNA polymerase II-specific; zinc ion binding
Source: RefSeq, a predicted model, not a curated record